UCCUGUUUGUACGUGUUGCACAAGUAAAAGUAAACCCACAAACGCCCCUCAGCGGCGUGUAUCUUCAACCGCGACCGUCCUGAAUCAGCGGUGCCCGCCACCGACCGAUAUGAGUAUACGAGGACAAUGACAACUUAAUCAGACCUGAGAUCAGCGUCUUACGCCGUUUGAAGGGAGUACCAAAAACCACCUGCGGAGCAGCAGCCAGCGGCUCGGAUCCCCCUCUCUCUCCGCGGGACGUGAGCGUCUCCACGAUAACGGAUGACUGCUGUGACUUUGAGGACCCGACCGAGACGGACCGGCUGCUGCGUCGUUUGAGAGAACCCGUGUCUGCUGUCUGAGUCUCCGCAGUUUUGGGCGUGUCGGUGCGCAGGAAGGCGUUGAGUGUCGCUGGCUGUGGCCCCAGGGCCAAAUAUGUGAAGCAUCUUAUCGUGGCUGCAUUCUCUGACAAGCCGCAGCUCAUCAGUCACACACAGCGCGCCUCUUGGGGAAGAAGCUCCUGUAAUGGACACACCCACUCAGCGGGCCGUCGUGAACUGCUGGGCAAAAAUCAGACAACUGCUGUAAUUAACGCCCUCCUCGGCUUCGUUUCUAUGGUCUGUGCCAUCCAUCUCGCCAUGGACGGCCCACUGAGCGGGGCCAGUAAAGGGGCCCGCGCCCUUCACUCUGAACAGACCUCAACACGUCAUAGAUGCCGCUCGCUGUCUUUGCCCCUGUAUGAGUAACUGUUGGGGAAACAAUAAAGCUUAAAUUCCUCUUCGUUUGAACAAAAGAGCCAUGCAUCUGCUGCUGCCCCUCUGUGUCCUGUGGCUGCUGCCCCUGGCUUGGACGCUGGAGGAAGACUCACCACUGGACUGUGUCCCCCGUAGAUCUUUUCCCUACCAUCGGGACAACGCACACCUGUUUCACGAGGAGGGAGUGUUCAACUACUCCACCAUGCUGUUGAGAGAAGAUCUGGACCUGCUAUUGCUGGGUGCCAGGGAGGCAGUGUAUGCUCUUGACCUCAAGGACAUCUCCAAGAAACUUGCUUCAGUGAAAUGGGAAGUGACCCAACAGCAAAAAAAUGAGUGUAAAAACAAAGGAAAAGAUCUUGAGACUGAGUGCAAGAACUAUAUCAGGAUCCUGCAUCAGACGGAGGAUAAUAGGAUGUAUGUGUGUGGAACCAAUGCUUUUGAUCCUGAGUGUGAUUACAUGUCUUACGCAAAUGGGAAGCUGACUCUUGAGAAGAAAGGAGAGGAUGGCAAAGGGAAGUGUCCUUUUGAUCCUUUCCAUAGAUAUGCCUCCAUCAUGGUUGAAAACAACCUCUACACGGCCACUUCAAUUAACUUUCUGGGCUCUGAACCCGUCCUGAUGCGCAGCUCUCCCAUCUCCAUACGCACUGAGUUCAAGAGCUCCUGGCUUAAUGAGCCCAACUUUGUGUCCAUGACUCAGAUGCCAGAGGGUUAUAUGAGCGAGGAGGGAGAUGAUGACAAGGUUUACCUGUUCUUCAGUGAGACCGCUGUGGAGUGCGACUGCUACAACAAAAUGGUGGUUUCCCGCGUGGCUCGUGUCUGCAAGGGGGAUCUUGGAGGUCAGAGGACCUUGCAGAAGAAAUGGACAUCCUUCCUGAAGGCCAGAAUGGACUGUCCAGUGCUGGAGUCUCAGCUGCCGUACAUUAUCCAGGACACUUACCGCUUCUGUGACCCACAGCAGGACUGGAGGGACUGUUUGUUCUACGCCAUCUUCACACCACAGUCGGACAAAUCAGACCUGUCUGCAGUGUGUGCGUACCGCGUGUCUGACAUCAGCAGAGUGUUUGCGGAGGGGAAGUACAAAACCCCAGUCCCCGUAGAAACCUCUUUUGUUAAGUGGGUGAUGUACAGCGGAGAUGUCCCAGUCCCUCGGCCCGGAGCUUGUAUAGACAAUGCGGCUCGUAAAGCGAACAUAACUAAGACCCUGGACCUCCCAGACCGGACCCUUCAAUUUAUCAAAGAUAGGCCCCUCAUGGACCAAGCUAUCCAGCCAAUAGGAAACAAGCCUCUUCUGGUGCGAAGGGGAGCUAGGUUCACACGCAUCAUAGUCAACCAAGUGCAGGCAGCCGAUGGAGAGAAGUACCGUGUGAUGUUCAUAGGCACAGAGGAAGGCACAAUGCUGAAAGCGGUGAACUACGAUGGAGAGAUGUUCAUCAUAGAGGAAGUGCACCUCUUCCAGACCCCAGAGCCAAUCAAGAUUUUGACAUUUUCUAAUCUCACGGGUCAGAUCUAUGCAGGCUCAGACUACGGAGCAGCACAGAUACCACUGGCCACCUGUGGGAGGUCCUUAUCCUGCAUGGACUGUGUUUUAGCCAGAGACCCGUACUGCGGCUGGGACAAAGAUGUUAGGAAAUGUGUUUUCCUGUCUAAUUCACCAAGAGGACUCAUCCAAAGUGUAAAGAAGGGAGAUGCCUCUCUCUGCCCAGAAGCUGAUCCUGUGAAGCCUAUGAAUCGGUCCAUCUGGCCAAGAGGAAACCUGAAGCUCCGUUGCCCAUCGCCUUCCAACCUGUCAAAAACCAGUUGGGAGAGGGAUGGCAGCCCUGUGAUGGCGUCUACUCGCCUUCAGCUUCUGCAGGACGGACUGUUGAUCCUCAACGCCACAGACUCCGACACCGGUCGGUACCGCUGCCUGUCUGUCGAGCUCUCCAAAGCUGGCAGGUAUACAGCUACGGUGGCUGAUUACCAGGUUAGCGUGGCUCCAGCAGGAUCUGGCGAUGGGAGUGGGAUUUUACCCAAGGCUCGGAUGGAUGGUCCCUCUGUGGCUGGACUGCAGGCCAUAGUCGGGCUCCUUGUAGUUUCUCUUCUUGGCCUUUUGGCGUGGAACUUUUACAAAGGCCACCUUCCGCUGCCCUGGAACUGCACAAAGAAGAAGAAUGAAGAGCAAACCCAGGAGACUCGUGAGCAGGGGGGUCUGGACGCCUACCAGGAUGCAGCGAGGUCUGCACCGGCAGAGGACAAGCCCCUGGUGUCCGGAGCAAACAACGGCCGUAGUAACAACCACACGGGGAGGGAGGAGAGUGACGGCCCAAAGGUUUCUCUUCCAUCUCUCCAGUAUAUUGAUGACGAGUCAGAGGUUUGAAAAUGUCAAUUUGAGUAUUCAGUUUGAGAAAUGAACAGUGAUGACCCAAACUAUAUGUUUCUGGGCAGAACUAUUGGAUUCAUCAGUUCAGCUGAAAUCUCCAUGAGAGUAUAAAACAUUCUGAGUGGCUGAAGCCACCAAAAGAUUCUAUAAUAGGAUUUUUGUUUAAUUAUAAAGACACUUUUACUGUGCCUUUUACUUUUUGAUGUUUUACAAUUGUGCAUACAUUUAGUGUUUUAGCUUCCUACUAAUUGUUAAAUCCCAUUGAUUUGAAAUAUUUAGAUAUAUCUAAAUAUUGGUAUGAUUUUCACAGGGAAAUGUAAAAUAACUGAAAUUGAGCCAUUUCAUUUCUAACCGCUAUCUGUCUAGAUUGUUUUAUUGUAUUAAACAUGUUCUACCUGGUC
Cyclopterus lumpus (lumpfish) is the source of this 3494-nucleotide messenger RNA. RefSeq names its product semaphorin 4e (gene sema4e). Bases 778 to 3090 code for a protein of 770 amino acids. Gene Ontology annotation, molecular function: chemorepellent activity; semaphorin receptor binding. The record is from RefSeq and is a predicted model, not a curated record. The transcript is spliced from 17 exons. Gene Ontology annotation, biological process: axon guidance; positive regulation of cell migration; semaphorin-plexin signaling pathway. Lineage: Eukaryota; Metazoa; Chordata; Actinopteri; Perciformes; Cyclopteridae.